Messenger RNA from Penicillium odoratum, 4587 nucleotides. RefSeq lists its product as uncharacterized. Gene Ontology annotation, molecular function: four-way junction helicase activity; ATP binding; 3'-5' DNA helicase activity. Gene Ontology annotation, cellular component: cytoplasm; chromosome. Lineage: Eukaryota; Fungi; Ascomycota; Eurotiomycetes; Eurotiales; Aspergillaceae. The transcript is spliced from 3 exons. Gene Ontology annotation, biological process: double-strand break repair via homologous recombination. The coding region runs from base 1 to 4587 and encodes 1528 amino acids. The record is from RefSeq and is a predicted model, not a curated record.
AUGUCCGAAACCACCCCCCACAGUCCCCAGGCCAGCGAGUUUUUUUUCACCAAUUCUGAGUUCAACGUGGUGAUUUGCCACCAGUGUGAGCAUGCCGUACGACGGGAUAAUAUUACCACCCAUUUAACCGGCACCAAUCAUCGGGUACCCCGUACAACCGCACGGUAUAUCGAGCAAUGUGUCCAGCAGUGGGACCAUAUUGAGGACCAGCCCGAUAUCAGCCAUUGGCCCACCCAGGUUGAUAGCCCGAUUCCCGGAUUAACCAUAUUUGAAGAUGGUUUAUUAUGUUCACGUUGUACAGUAUAUAUUUGCCGCGAUUUAAAGUCCAUGAAAAACCAUUGGUCCGAACAGCACCAGUGGUCCCCCAGUAGCCACCGUGGUCGACCGAAACCGUCCGAGAUCGCGCAGAUCCAGGCCGAGAUCCACGCCAAUAGCCAGGCCGUGAGAUGCCAGCGGAUUUUCAAGCGGCAAUUAGGGUCGCAUUUUAUCCAGAUCCGCCAGCCCGUUCCACAGCGGGCCGAACCGGUGCCACCCGUGGAUGCCAUCCACCAGUUGGUCCAGCGCGUCCGAGCAUUCCAGGCCCAGCAGGCCCGCAGCCAGCAGACCGUGAUCCAGGCCGGGGAGAUCGACGAAGCCACGCCGUGGUUAAACCGUACGGGGUGGGUCCGGUAUUUACAGGGCAUUUCGUCCGCCCCGUUAGUGCAGUCCAUGGAGCGGCCGGACGAGGAUGCCGAGGGCCCCGAGGGUGCGGCAUGGGCCAUUUGGCAGGCCAUGGAGCGAUUGGCCAUGGUCAGCCAGCAGAUCACCCGGGCGAGUGGGUUUUUGGUGCGGAUUGAGGCCGCCCGCACGCAGAAGGCCGAUUCCCCGUACGAGCCGUUGUUGGCGUAUAUGAAAGAAGCGGAGAUCAAGGACCAUAUUGAGCCGUGGCAGCGGAUAUUGAUGUUUUUCACCCGCACCCAGCAGCCGCACGAUUGGGAGAGUCCCCCGUACGAGUUCACCCCCGCACAGCAGCGGUCGUGGGAGAUCGUAUGGCGGCGUGCGCAGGCCGCGGGCCGGUCCAGCCCGGACCCCAUGGACCCCGAGCCGUACGAGUUAUCGCCGUUGGAGUGCGCGAUUAUGGAUUUUUGCAUCAAUUUGUUACGCCAGCGGAUCCGGCACCACGAGUAUGGGUGUGCGUUUAUAUGCGCAUCGGCCGUGUUGGGCCGGAAGUUGUCCGGAUGGGAUGGGGUGGAGGAUUACCCCCCCAAGAUAUCCAGUUUGAUCAAGAUCGCCCGUUUUUUGGUAUUGCAUAAGGCGUUGCGGUUAGACCCCGAUUCGUUGGCCAUCCGGCGUGGGUUCGCGCAGGGCAGCCAGGAGCCCCAUUUCCGUGGUGACGAUAUCCCCGUCGCGGACGGAUAUAUAUUUGACGGGGACGAGGGUUAUGCCAGCAGCCCCGUACGAGAGACGCCCACCCCCCGUCCCAUGCCCGGAUCCCCCACCACGUCCAUUUUGGGACCCCCCACCCAGAUCCAGGGUCGUCGGGUGAUUCGUACGUUUCCCGAGUGGUUACGAUUGAUGGUGGAUGCGUUUAUGGUGCGUGGGACCCACGGGCCGGUCCAGUGGUUAUUGGAUUUACGCACGUACGGAAAGAAGGUGUUUUUCAACACCCCGUCCGAGGGGCAUAUCGGAUGGAAAGGCGAGGAUGAGUUGUUGUAUAAGCAGUUGCAUUUUACCAUGGGUGAUUUCCGUGGGAUGGUCCACGGGUUGGUCGAGAGCAUGCGGAACCAGUUUCACCAGCAGUUGAUAUUCGCCGAGGGUGCACAGAUCCCCAGUAUUGAUUUACAGGAUAUAUACGACGAUCCCACGCAGCGGACGGCGGAUUGGAGUUUUAUCAAGGAUUCCCGUACGCAGUGGCCCGUCCACGGGGCCGAGUGGUUGAUCCAGCGGGUGGCCCAGGAGCCCACGUUACGGCGGCGAUUCAGCGAGCCGGACGGCCAGGGGUUCCGGAUGCGUGCAAUUGACCGGUAUUUUGCCGAGGUGGCCCGGUUCCGCGAGCGGUUAAGCGUGGCGAUCCAUAUCACGGCCGGCCAGCCCAGCCGUACGCCCGAGUUGUUGAGUAUCCGGUACCGGAACAGCGAGCGAGAGAUCCGCAACGUGUUUAUCGAAGAUGGGAUGGUGGUAUUUGUCAGCCGAUAUCACAAAGGGUUCCAUAUCACCAACGAUACCAAGGUGAUUCAGCGGUAUUUGCCGCAGGAGGUUGGGGAGUUGGUCGUCCGAUAUAUAUGGUUGGUGUUGCCGUUUGUGGAGAUAUUGCAAGCAUAUCAGUGGCAGCAGCGAGGCACCCCCACCCCCCGCCGACAAGAGUAUUUAUGGGGCCCCGACGCCGGCAGCGAGCAGGCGUGGACGGGCGUACGAUUCCGGAAGGCGUUGGAAUCGGCCACGGCCGCGGGGUUGCACGGGCAGGCGGUCCACGUGUCGGCAUACCGCGACAUCGCCAUCGCGAUCAGCCGGCGGUAUUUACGGGGCAAGAGCCAGUUUGAGAGUAACGUGCAGGAGGGCACGGGCGAGGCGGCCCCCCCGUACGACCCCGACGAUGAGGGUGGGAUGGACGAGGAGGAGUUUAUGGGGCAUAUUGCGGAUUUGCAAGCCACCCAUUCGUCCCACGUGGCCGGGAUGAUGUACGGUCGCCCAUAUGUUGCAGUCGUUCCAGCAGAUGGUCGGACGGCCCGAGAUGGUAUUCCGUGGGGUGCAGGAGCCCGCGUUGCGGGCGAUCCAGCAGGGGGUCAGCCCGGUCGUGGCGGUGAUGCCCACCGGGGGGGCAAGAGCAUAUUAUUCAUGUUACCCGCGUGGGUCGGGGGUGGAUUGACGGUGGUGGUCGUCCCGUUGAUCGCGUUACGCCAGGAUAUGGUCCAGCGGUGCGAGCAGUUGGGGAUAUCAUGCGUGCCGUACGACCGCCAGCGGCCCCCGGACGAAGCGUCGAUCGUGUUGGUCACCCCCGAGAGCACCCGCAGCCAGGGGUUCCGGACGUUUUUGAACCGGCAGCGGAUGUUGCAGCGGUUGGAGCGGAUCGUGAUCGAUGAGUGCCACGUCGUGUUGAACAAUCAAGAUGAUUUCCGGCCCCAGUUGCAGAUGAUGGGGGAGUUGCGGGCCGCCAAGACGCAGAUGGUCAUGUUGACGGCCACGUUACCCCCGGCGGCCGAGCCCACGUUAUUAUACCGGAUGGGGUGGCCCCGGGAGCAGGUGGCCAUAUACCGGGCCCGCACGCACCGGCCCAACGUGGCAUACCGGGUAUGGUGCCCGGAGAUGGAGGCGGGGUACGACCACCCAUCCCAGUGGAUCCAGAUGGACGGGGUGAUCCAGUUUAUCCAGGAGCGGGUCCAGCGGGCCCACCCCGGACGGGUGAUCGUAUAUGGGAGUAUCGUGGCGCACGUCCGGAUGAUGGCGGACCAGUUAGGGUGUGACGCAUAUUUCAGCCAGCAGCACGAUCAAGAUGGGGUGUUAGCCCGGUUCCGUACGACGGCGGGGGCGGUGAUCGUGGCCACCAACGCGUUAGGCAUGGGGAUCGACAUUCCGGACAUCCGCAGCGUGAUCCAUUUGGGGCAGCCCCGUACGAUAUUGGAUUACGCGCAGGAGAGCGGGCGUGCGGGGCGUGACGGGUUGCCGAGUGAGGCGAUCAUCAUUCAGCCGGAGGGGCAGCGGGUGGGAUAUCAGCAGCGUCCGGCAUGGAUGCCCGAGUCCGCGGAGGAGCAGCAGCGGGUACAGCAGUAUAUGUUGCCGUUGGACGCGGGGGGUGGAUGCCGGCGGGGUACCCAGAGUGCAGACGUCCGGGGAAGAGAGCCCCAGCGAGAGGUCCCGCGAGAGGUCCCGCGAGAGGUCCCGCGAGAGGUCCCGCGAGAGGUCCAGCGAGAGGUCCAGCGAGAGGUCCGGGGAGAGAGCCCCAGCCCAGGGUCCACAGGAGAGAACGCAGGGCAGGGGUCCCGGGGAGAGGGCCCGUCCAUCCCCAUGGCCGUCCGACAUGAGUUCCGGCGGCAGGACAUCCAGCGGGCCCAGUUGUCCAGCCAACGACCCGAGGCCAGGCAGGACCAGAUCCAGAGAGAUAUGUAUUUCCAGAGUGAGAUCGGACGGUGGUUGAUGCGGUGUUGGUCGUGUGCGCAGGAGGGGAGGGAUGACGGACAUGAGUUGUUUCGGUGUCCGUGGGGGUAUAAUAUCGAGGCCAAGGCGUGGUGGAAGCGGAUGCGUGCGUUUGAUGGGAUCCGUUACCAGGAUUACAGCGCGCAUUUCCGGUGUGGGAUGCCGCAGUCGAUAUGCCCGCAGGGGGAUCCCAGCAAAGCGAUAUCCCGUACGACGGAGGCGCAGCAGAGAUGUGAGCAAUACCGGCACACAUUGUUACCGAUGGUGGCGAUGAUGUUGUUCAGCCAGAAAACGCAUGCGGAGAUCCGUACGGCGUGGGAUCGACGGUUACAGUAUGUCGGGGUGGAUAGUACGGAUGAGGAGCAGUUAAAGCGGUAUUUUGGGGGUAUGGCAGAAGAGAUUGCAUGCCAGCAGUCCCGGUUAGUACAGGAGUUCAUUUGGUGUCGAAGGAUUUAUCAGGGGCAUGAAGUCGAGUAG